This is a messenger RNA of Adineta ricciae, 999 nucleotides long. The record is from the annotation of a GenBank genome assembly. Lineage: Eukaryota; Metazoa; Rotifera; Eurotatoria; Adinetida; Adinetidae.
AUGGAAUCAACAUCUGAAUAUCAGAAACGUGUGAAUGAAGGUAUCGAACAACGUCGACAACAUAUGAUCGAACGUGCAAACUAUACUAACCAAUUCCUUUUAUCAGCAUCAUUCAAUCUAACAGAUCAUCGACCAUCAACGAACGAUUCCAAUAUAACAAUAUCUACUAUUGAACUUCGACCUGAUAGUAUGGAUACUGAAGGAACAUUGAAAGAACUCGAGUUUGAAGUGAAUUUCUUACGUGCUGUUGGUACACGACAAUUAGCAGAAGCAUUAAAAGUGAAUAAAACGCUUACACGAUUGAAAUUUCACUAUAAUUUGAUCGGUUCAGAAGGAUUUGAAGCCAUAGCUGAAGCUUUGAAAGUUAACAGAACAUUACAAAUUCUGACAUUUCAUAAUGAAAGUUGUGUGGAAGAGGGUGCUCUUGCUUUUGCAGAAGCAUUGAAAAUCAAUAAUAUUCACCCUAUCAAAGCAUUAGCUGAAGCAUUGAAAUUGAAUAGUGGAUUGAAAAGUAUAAAUAUAGAAAAUUCAGGAGUCACUUCCGAAGGUUUUCGAGCUCUUGCAGAAGCAUUAAAAAUAAAUCGAACAAUAACACAUAUUCACAUUGAAUCCAGCCAUCUUGGUGUUGAUGGUACACGUGCUUUCGCUGAAGCACUUGCUGUCAAUAAUACAUUGACAGACUUAACUCUUAAAAAUGAUCGUAUAGGUCCGGUGGGUGCUAAAGCGCUUGCCGAAGCAUUGACAACGAAUCAAGGAUUGACAACAAUUGAUCUCGGAUACAAUGAAAUUGGUUUUGAAGAUGCUCAAAGUUUUGCACAAGCAUUACAGAUCAAUGAAGUAGAUAUUCUUGAUGUAAUAAAAUUCAAAGUCAUACACAUAUUCUUCCUUAUAGACAUUAAAAAAAAAGUAACUUUAUAUUCAAACAAAAUCGAUGAAGAAGGUACUAAACCUUUAAAAAGUGUUUCAAGAGAUGGUCUUGAACUCAGCUUCUAUGGUUAA